UGUAGAAUGUAGAAAACAACGCUGUCGAAGUGUUUGUGAGUGUUUGAUGUUAUAAACGCAAAAAUAUGAUUUUAUCAACGUUAAUAUCGAUAACGCACGAUUGAGUUUUUCAUCUUUUCAUCGAUUUUCAGAAUCACAAACUGACGAAGAUUGUGAAAUCACAAGUACUAUCACAUUUCCCCAAAGUCUCGCGCUAGAAAGCGGAAUCAUGGAAGAGGUUACAAAAUUGGAACAUCUGUCUCUGGUAUCGAAAAUAUGCACGGAGUUGGAAAAUCAUUUAGGUUUGAACGAUAAGGAUUUGGCCGAAUUUAUCAUACAUUUAGCUGAAAAGAACAGCACGUUUGCGGGCUUCAAGAAGGUUCUGAUCGAGAAUGGGGCAGAGUUCUCAGACUCCUUUAUAGCUAAUCUUCUUAGGAUAAUACAGCAUAUGAAACCUGCCAAAACGCCCACCGACAAGUCGUCGAAGAUUGCGAAUAAGCAGGAUAAUCUGGCUAUAAAAUUCCCUGCGCUGGCAAUGCCAAAUGAAGAUCCGCAGGGUUCAGACACCAACAAUGCCAAGGAUGAGGAUAUCGUGAACGACGUUAUGGCCUCUUUGGAGGCAUUUGCACCAUCUAACAAGAAGCACUCUACGGAUCCUCAGAAACACAAUGGUAAGAUCGAGGAGAAGAAGGGAAGCAAGCGAAGCAAGAGAAGCAGAAGCAGAUCGAGAGACAGGAGGAGACAUAGAUCCAGAUCGUCAAACCGGAAAGAAAGAAGACACAGAUCACGUUCCAGAUCUCGGACUCGCAACAGAUCCCGAGACAGAACUCGCAGAAGACAUUCCCCAUCUCGAGAACACAAAAGAUCAUUAUCUCGUGAUCGCAGAGAUGCUAGAUAUUCAAGGAAACGAGACGUAGACAGAUCUAGGUCAAGAUCCGUCGAAGAGAUGCUCUCUGUGGAACCGGAGGUGGGCAAGAUUUACGCAGGCAAGGUCGCUAACAUUGUGCCGUUUGGCUGUUUCGUUCAGCUGGAGGGUCUGAGACGCAGAUGGGAGGGCCUGGUUCAUAUUUCUCAACUGCGGAGAGAGGGUCGAGUGGCGAACGCGAGCGACGUCGUCUCCAGAGGUCAGAAAGUCCUCGUAAAGGUCCUCAGCGUCGGUGGACAGAAGGUGUCUCUGAGUAUGAAGGAUGUCGAUCAAGAAACUGGUAGAGAUCUGAAUCCUGUGGUGGCCAUCGCAAAGGCAGAGGAGGAUGAAAAGCAUCUGCGUAACCCAGACAGACCUACUUCCUUAUUAGAAUUACAGGGCAAUUACGACGAGGACGAGACGUACUCGAGGAAGCGCGUGCAACGCUUGUCGUCGCCGGAAAAGUGGGAGAUCAAGCAGAUGAUGGCGGCGUCUUGCAUUGACAGGAGUGAAUUACCAGAGUUUGACACGGAGACUGGGAUCCUGCCGCGAGAGGACGACGAGGAGGAAGACGUGGAGAUCGAGCUCGUCGAGGAGGAGCCGCCGUUUCUUCACGGUCACGGUAGAGCACUGGGCGAUCUUAGUCCUGUGCGAAUAGUGAAGAAUCCAGACGGUUCCUUGGCGCAAGCGGCGAUGAUGCAGAGCGCUCUGGCGAAGGAGCGGAGGGAGCAGAAGAUGCUGCAACGCGAACAAGAGAUGGAUUCUGUCCCCACCGGUCUGAACAAGAACUGGAUAGACCCGUUGCCGGAAGCGGAAAGUCGUACUUUAGCGGCGAACAUGCGCGGCAUCGGGCUGCAAACGCAAGACCUACCCGAGUGGAAGAAGCACGUGAUAGGCGGGAAGAAGUCCUCGUUUGGUAAGAAGACCAACUUGACGCUGCUGGAGCAACGUCAGAGCUUGCCGAUCUACAAGCUGCGCGAUGAUUUGGUGAAAGCCGUGACCGACAAUCAGAUCCUCAUCGUCAUCGGAGAGACCGGCUCGGGAAAGACGACGCAGAUCACGCAAUAUCUGGCUGAAGCUGGUUUCACGUCUCGCGGCAAGAUCGGCUGCACCCAGCCACGUCGCGUGGCAACCAUGAGCGUGGCCAAGAGAGUGGCCGAGGAGUUUGGCUGCUGUCUGGGCCAGGAGGUGGGCUACACUAUCCGUUUCGAGGAUUGCACCGGACCGGAGACCAGCAUCAAGUACAUGACUGACGGUAUGCUGCUGCGGGAGUGCCUGAUGGAUCUCGACCUGAAAACAUACUCGGUCAUCAUGUUGGACGAGGCACACGAGCGCACCAUUCACACAGACGUGUUGUUCGGCUUGCUGAAGCAGGCGGUAGGUCGUAGACCGGAUCUCAAACUGAUCGUCACCAGCGCCACCCUGGACGCGGUCAAGUUCUCGCAGUAUUUCUUUGAGGCACCGAUUUUCACCAUUCCUGGCCGCACGUUCGAAGUCGAGGUGAUGUACACGAAGGAGCCGGAGACGGAUUAUCUGGACGCAGCGCUGAUCACAGUUAUGCAGAUCCACUUGCGGGAACCACCAGGUGAUAUCCUGCUCUUCCUCACCGGUCAGGAGGAGAUCGACACGGCCUGCGAGAUUCUUUACGAGCGCAUGAAGUCCCUGGGUCCGGAUGUGCCCGAGCUAAUCAUUCUUCCAGUAUACUCGGCUCUACCUUCGGAGAUGCAAACCAGGAUAUUCGAGCCGGCACCGGGCUCGCGUAAGGUCGUCAUCGCCACGAACAUCGCCGAAACCAGUCUGACGAUCGACGGCAUCUAUUACGUCGUCGAUCCCGGCUUCGUCAAGCAAAAGGUUUACAAUUCCAAGACCGGCAUGGACAGUCUCAUAGUGACUCCGAUUAGCCAAGCGGCAGCGAAGCAACGUAGCGGACGAGCCGGCAGAACCGGACCCGGGAAGUGUUACAGACUCUAUACCGAGCGAGCUUACAGAGACGAGAUGCUGCCUACCCCAGUCCCGGAGAUUCAGCGGACGAAUUUAGCCACAACCGUGCUGCAACUGAAAACUAUGGGUAUCAACGAUCUGCUGCAUUUCGAUUUUAUGGACGCGCCACCCGUCGAGUCGCUGAUCAUGGCGUUAGAGUCGUUACACAGUUUAAGUGCCCUCGACAACGAGGGUCUACUGACGCGGCUGGGUCGGCGGAUGGCGGAAUUUCCCCUCGAGCCGAAUCUAUCCAAGAUGUUGAUCAUGAGUGUGCACCUUCAGUGCUCCGACGAGAUCCUGACCAUCGUUAGCAUGCUAUCUGUUCAGAACGUCUUUUACCGACCAAAGGACAAGCAGGCCCUGGCCGAUCAGAAGAAGGCCAAGUUUAAUCAACCCGAGGGCGACCACUUGACUCUCUUGGCGGUCUACAAUUCCUGGAAAAAUAAUAAACUGAGUAAUGCUUGGUGCUACGAGAACUUUGUGCAGAUCAGGACGUUGAAGCGUGCCCAGGAUGUGCGCAAGCAACUACUGGGGAUAAUGGACAGGCACAAACUGGAUGUGGUAUCGGCUGGCAAAAAUACCGUGCGCAUACAGAAGGCGGUGUGCUCGGGAUUCUUCAGGAACGCCGCGAAGAAGGAUCCGCAGGAGGGAUACAGAACCUUGGUCGACAGCCAAGUGGUUUACAUCCAUCCGAGUAGCGCGUUGUUCAAUCGUCAACCCGAAUGGGUCAUCUAUCACGAAUUGGUGCAGACUACGAAGGAAUAUAUGAGAGAGGUGACAACCAUCGAUCCCAAGUGGCUGGUGGAGUUUGCGCCCGCGUUCUUUAAGUUCAGCGACCCGACCAAGCUCAGCAAGUUUAAGAAGAAUCAAAGACUGGAGCCGCUCUACAACAAAUACGAAGAACCGAAUGCCUGGAGAAUAUCCCGGGUUCGCAGAAGACGCAAUUAAAAGAGUCUCUCGUCUUCGUUCUAUGUAAAUAUCGUUCCACAUUAUAGCUAUUUCAUCUGCUUGCUUUUUUUUUUUUUAUUAUUAUUAUUAUUAUAGGGAUAGAGAAAGAUGUGAUUCUAGCUCAAAGUAAUGUUUUUUUUUACCGCAGUAACUUGUAUUUACAAUGACAAGACUUCAUGAAGCAGAAAACAUUUUUAUUUUGCAUGUAUAACAUAAUACUCGCUUGUUCUCAUGUAAAAAAAUACUUUGCUCUAUUAUUAGGAAAAGCAAAGACUAAAGAUAAUAUCGCAAAGAUAUUAUACGACUUGAUUUUAUUAUAAAUUUUGUAAAGUCACGAAAAAAAAAAACAGAAGAACCUCUAUAAUGUAAUCAUUGAAUUAUAUGUACAAGAAUGCAAUUAUAAAGAUUACGAUUUACGAAUCUUUACAAUGUACAUAUUUGUAAACGUUGUAAAUAUUACCAUGUUCCCAUUAAAAUUUCAUUAUUUAUCAAAAAGAUCUGUUUCUUAAAGUAUGAUACAAAUUCUUUAUUAAUCAGUCUUUUUAAAGAAGAGGGCAAUAUUUUAAGAUUGCACACACAUUUUCAGUCUUUCUUCCCUCUUGUUUAAUAUUAUUAAAUUUAUUAUAAAUAAAUACAUUCUCGAUAACAUUUAAUAAGAUGUGACAAUAGGAGAAACAUGUCCCUAUUUAAUUUAUUCUCUUCCCUUACCUUUAGUUUCUUUAUGUUUGUAUUACGAUGAAACCGAGUUUUGUGUUAUGGACGCAUAUAUAUAUGUUAUAUGUUACACUUAUAACACGGUUGAAACAUCAUAAGAGAAUCUGUAGAAAAUUUACAGUUUUUUAAAUGAGAUAUAUUAAUAUAUUCGGGCGAUAUCACUUUUUCUUGUUUUUCCGCACUUGUGCUAUAGUUCAGUAAAAUACUAUUUCUUGGCUCAAUAAUAUACAAAGUCUUCGGAAAAACAGAAUCUUGUUUAAAUUGAACUAUUGAGGUUGUUGCUUCUUUUUCACUAAUUCUACCAAUUGUCUAUAGCGCGCUUGGCAUUCUUCCUAUAAACAAAUGAUAAUCUCUAUAUAUAAUUCACUACACAAGGAAGAAUGUAUCAAAUAAAAAUCUCUUACUUUUGUUUUUCCUUCGA
Messenger RNA from Nylanderia fulva, 4946 nucleotides. NCBI's taxonomy places the organism in Eukaryota, Metazoa, Arthropoda, Insecta, Hymenoptera, Formicidae. The record is from RefSeq and is a predicted model, not a curated record.